Molecule: messenger RNA, 342 nt
Organism: Prorocentrum cordatum
Lineage: Eukaryota; Dinophyceae; Prorocentrales; Prorocentraceae
Source: the annotation of a GenBank genome assembly
GACGAUGAUGGGGAGGCAUCGCUCGACUGCAGCGCCGCCGUGCUGGACGCUGCGGAGAGGUUCGGGCAGCUGAUGCGAUUGGUACCCGCCGUCCAGGCGAGACUGUCCGCGGGCGGGAUGGAUGGCGCGGACAUCGCGGCCACAUACAGGGCCAUGGGCCGGCUGAAGUUCUUCGAUGGCGACCUUCUGGACAGCCUCAACCGCGCGCUCUGCGGGCUGCUACGCGGGGGCAAGGGGUCCGACAAGGUGGCGUGCGACGCCGUGGAGUGCUUGACCGCACUGAACGCAUACGACAGGAGCGUGUUUGCCCUCGAUGUUUCUUGUAGACAUCUGCCCCGCUAA